Messenger RNA from Colletotrichum higginsianum IMI 349063, 861 nucleotides. RefSeq lists its product as uncharacterized. Lineage: Eukaryota; Fungi; Ascomycota; Sordariomycetes; Glomerellales; Glomerellaceae. Bases 1 to 861 code for a protein of 286 amino acids. Gene Ontology annotation, biological process: mycotoxin biosynthetic process. The transcript has 3 exons. The record is from RefSeq and is a predicted model, not a curated record.
AUGAAGCCCCGGGAUGCGCUAUACUCUGACGCCCAUCGAGAGGCCGACAUCCACGAUGAUUCCAUGACUGAGGUUAGCGUGUCCCUCAGCGAGGACGGCGGCAAGCAGCAGUGGACGCGUGCGGAUAUCGAGGCUGGGCGGCCGACAACACAACCGCGUCGAUGCACGAGGAUCUGUGGCUUCUUUCGGCGCUGGCGCGGGCUCGUCGAUACCUUGAUGCUCUUCGUCAUCGUCGGCCUCCUCCUUGAGCGAAGGGGAAUUCAGCCAGCGCCCCGCGACAAGCGUCCCGAGCCCGUGGGCGACCUCACAGGCUUCGCGCCAGAGUUCACCCAGCAGAUCACGACGUUCCACCCAACAACCGACUUCGUCCCCGACGACCCGAAGAAGCUCUUCACCAACGCCUCGAUCCAGGAGAAUUGGCUAUCCAUCGUGCCCAGGGGUCUGGGCUACGUCGUCAUGCAAGACCCGGCCGCACACGACAACCUCCCCGUGCCACUGCCCGAGUUCGCGCCGCGUACCGUCUUCACGACGUCCAUGACGCACCAGCUGCACUGCCUGUACGCGAUCCUCGAGAGCUACGCGGGGCUCGCCGUCAACGGCAGCGCCGCCGUCGACAUGCACUCCCACAUCCCCGACGGCACCAAGGGCGCCGAAGGGCCGUGGCACCUGCAGCACUGCUUCGAGUACCUCCGGCAGGCCAUCAUGUGCGCUGGCGAUGUUGCGCUGGAGGGCACGCAGACGACCUUCCCCGAGGGGUUCACCGGCAGUGACGGGUGGGAUGCGAAGCAUGUCUGUAGGGACUACAAGCAGGUCUACGACUACCUUGACAAGAACAGAGCGCUGGAUGACCACUGGAUCUGA